This is a messenger RNA of Momordica charantia (bitter melon), 1708 nucleotides long. Its product is annotated as putative pectinesterase 11. Lineage: Eukaryota; Viridiplantae; Streptophyta; Magnoliopsida; Cucurbitales; Cucurbitaceae. Gene Ontology annotation, biological process: pectin catabolic process; cell wall modification. The record is from RefSeq and is a predicted model, not a curated record. Gene Ontology annotation, molecular function: pectinesterase activity.
CUCACUCUUCCCUCUCUGUUUUUCAAACCACUUACUUCCACUUCCAAUUGCGUCGCCGCGAAGUUCAAAAUCGCACUCCGCCGGCGCCGCUGCUUCCAUCAACGGCAACUCCCUUCCACCUCCGUCAAUUUUCCACGCGUUUACCAUCCAAAAAAUCUCUUAUAAAACCGCUCCAACUCAUCAUCGUCACAGUCAAUAAUCUUCAGCUUCCGUAGAAAUCAAAAUCUGCAGUUAAUCUGAAUUCGUCUCAACCGCAGCAUCGGAAUCCGUUCAAAUCAGCAUCCUCUCCGUCCGAUUCCUCUUCGACCGAGCCUUCGGAAAUGUCUCGUCGGAGCGAUUUCCCGCGGAUUACGACGAUCGCGCUGAUCAGCGUUUUCGUGGCGGUCUUCGUGGCGGAGAUUACGAAGGCGGCGGCGACCGCGGCGAUUCUGAUCACCGUCGAUCAAUCCGGUAGAGGAAAUUUUACGAAGAUUCAAGACGCAAUCGACGCGGUGCCGGUUAAUAACGUAGAACAGGUGUUUAUCGCCGUGAAGCCGGGGAUUUACAGAGAGAAGGUGAUCGUUCCGGCGAACAAACCGUUUAUCACGAUCAGCGGAAGAAGAGCAGUUGAUACGAUCGUGACUUGGAACGAUAGCAGAAUCACUUAUAAUUCUGCAACUCUCGCCGUUUUGGCUUCCGAUUUCGUCGGACGAUACCUCACAAUUCAGAACGGGUUCGGGCCGGGUGCGCAAGCGGUGGCGCUACGGGUAUCCGGAGACAGGGUGUCGUUCAAUGCGUGCAGGUUUUUGGGGCAUCAGGACACCCUUCUGGACGACAUCGGCCGCCAUUACUACAAGAGCUGUUACAUCGAAGGAGCCACCGAUUUCAUUUGCGGAAACGCAGCUUCCCUCUUCGAGAAUUGCCAUCUGCAUUCGGUGUCGGACGCGGUGGGGACCAUCACGGCCCAACGGAGGGAGUCCCCGUCGGAGACUACGGGGUUCAGUUUCAUGGGGUGCAAGAUUACGGGCAUAAACUCCGCCGUUUUGGGAAGGCCGUGGGGGGCCUACUCUAGGGUCGUGUUUGGAUACACGUAUAUGUCUGAUCUUAUUCUGCCCCAGGGCUGGGAUGACUGGCAAGACCCAUCCAAACACAGCACGGUGUACUAUGGGCAAUACAGAUGUUAUGGGAAAGGAGCCAAUCCGUCCAGAAGGGUACCAUGGUCAUUAACCAACAUGACCAGCCAAGAAGCUGCACCAUUCUUCAACAAGAGCUUCAUCGGCGCCGCCGAUUGGCUCCGGCCGCUCCCAACCACUUUCAAGAGAGCCUUCUCUUCCAAACCUUAACCAAAAAUAAUUUAAAACAAAUUAAAUUCCCCCCCUUUUUUUACAUACAUAUAUUCACAAUUCAAUCUCAAUACUCCAACGUAAACUUAAUAAAUCAAUAAAUAUUACAUCAUUCUUUCCUACCUUAUUGGCUCUAGUUCUUGUCAAAGUCAACAAUAUCCUAAGUACUCUAUAUAACUCUAUGAUAUUUUUCGAAUUUUACUUUUGAUUUCACUCCAAAGUGUUAAGCAUCCCACAUUGAAAAGAAAAGGGACCUAACAAACAAUGAUUUAUAAUAGACAUAAGCUACUGCUCUCAUUGCCAAUUGAUUUUGAGAUGAAACCUUAUUAAUAUUGAUGUAAAGAUAUUGUACUCAUGACCAAUGAAUAUAUUGUCCCUCACUUAUA